AUGAGCCAAGGAAAGUGGGAAAACAAUGAGGAAAUUAAAAUUUUCCGUGAAUAUUUGCGCAUACCGACGGUGCAUCCAAAUGUGGAUUACACCGGUUGCGUGGAGUUUCUGAAACGGCAGGCCGCUAGCUUGGAGCUACCUGUAGAGGUCAUCUGUCCAGUGGUGGAGACCAAGCCAGUGGUGGUCAUAAAAUGGCUGGGCAAGCAGCCGGAGCUGCCAUCCAUUAUACUCAAUUCGCAUACGGAUGUGGUGCCUGUCUUUGCCGACAAGUGGACACAUCCUCCGUUCGGAGCAGACAUAGAUGCUGAGGGUCGAAUCUUUGCACGUGGUGCACAGGAUAUGAAAUGCGUAGGUACACAAUAUCUAGGCGCCGUACGCGCGCUUAAAGCCUCUGGCUUCCAGCCCAAACGAACUGUCUAUUUAACCUAUGUGCCGGAUGAGGAGAUUGGCGGUCAUUUGGGUAUGCGUGAUCUGGUUCAAAUGGACUACUUCAAAAAGCUUAACGUAGGCUUCAGCUUUGACGAGGGCAUUGCCAGUGAAGACAACACAUAUGCCUUGUAUUAUGCCGAACGAACAUUGUGGCAUCUCCGGUUCAAGAUCAGCGGCACUGCAGGCCACGGCUCGUUGCUACUGACGAACACGGCGGGUGAGAAACUUAACUACCUGGUGAAUAAGAUGAUGGAGUUUCGCGCCUCGCAAGUUAAGCGUCUGGAGCAGGAUCCCAACAUUGACAUUGGCAACGUGACGACAGUUAACCUCACGCAGGCGCAUGGUGGUGUGCAGAGCAAUGUGGUGCCACCUAUUCUGGAAGUCACCUUUGACAUACGCAUUGCCAUCGAUGUAGAUGUGGCAGCCUUUGAGCAGCAGAUUCGCAACUGGUGCGCCGAAGCUGGUGGUGGCAUCGAGCUAGAUUUUGAGAUGAAAAAUCCGUAUGUGCCGCCCACCAAGAUCGAUGCAUCAAAUCCAUAUUGGCUAGCCUUCAAACAGACUCUCGAUGAACUCGGACUUAAGGUGCGCACUUGCGUCUUUCCCGGCGCCACCGACAGUCGUUAUGUGCGUGAAGUUGGUAUCCCUGCCCUGGGCUUCUCACCCAUCAACAACACGCCCAUUCUGUUACACGAUCAUGACGAGUUUUUGCGCGCUGAUACCUACUUGCAUGGCAUCGAGGUAUACAAGAAGCUCAUCUCAGCUGUGGCCAACGCCUAACCUCCCCUCCCCGGUGGCAAUAUGCAACUGUGAAGCAAGCCUCUAUAUGCAUUUAUGUAUAUUACACAUUUUUUUAAUGGUUUUUGUGUGGGUUUUCCACUGCUCUUUAGGCAGUAGGUAGAAUGUAAAACAGGAAUAAAAUGAAAUAAGCCUAGAGGACUGGAAAA
This is a messenger RNA of Scaptodrosophila lebanonensis, 1373 nucleotides long. Its product is annotated as aminoacylase-1-like. The record is from RefSeq and is a predicted model, not a curated record. The coding region runs from base 1 to 1206 and encodes 401 amino acids. Gene Ontology annotation, biological process: amino acid metabolic process. NCBI's taxonomy places the organism in Eukaryota, Metazoa, Arthropoda, Insecta, Diptera, Drosophilidae. Gene Ontology annotation, cellular component: cytoplasm. The transcript has 5 exons. Gene Ontology annotation, molecular function: aminoacylase activity.